AUCUCAACCACACACGGGCAACGCUUUCUAAUCCCCCACAAAACUCUCCACAUUCCGACCUUAGUAAACACCUACUCUGGGAUUCCACCUGGAUCAUACAGACAUUGACACAGACACGCACCCCAUGUCGCGGUAGUCACGAGCCCUGGCAUGUCCUCGCCCGCCCUCCGCCAUGACGGCUCCCCCAUGGACACCCAUAUCCUGACCCACCAUGCGGACAGCCACGCCGACAUAAACAGUGCCAGCAGCAGCACAAAGACACCACCGCUAUGUUCCACAGACGGUGACACCAUCGUGCUCUCGCGGUCAGGGAAAGACGCACGCCCCCAUGAAGCCGCGGGGCGAAAAGUCAAAGUCGACAAGAAGAGCUACGAAUACCUGAUAAAGAGCGGCAUUGCAGGUGGAAUAGCAGGCUGCGCAGCGAAAACCGUCGUCGGUCCCCUCGACCGCGUCAAAAUCCUCUUCCAGACGCAGAACCCGCAAUUCGCAAAAUACACUGGCUCAUGGACCGGCUUCCCCACCGCCGUCCGCGACAUCUACCUGCAAGCUGGCGUGCAGGGGCUGUUCAAAGGGCAUUCUGCAACGCUGCUUCGAAUCUUCCCAUACGCGGGUAUCAAGUUCCUCGCAUAUGAGCAAAUUCGUGCGCGCGUCAUCCAAUCCAGAGCACAAGAAACCCCCGGUCGCCGCUUCGUGUCUGGCAGUCUGGCAGGCAUGGUGAGCGUAUUCUUCACCUAUCCACUAGAAGUGAUUCGCGUGCGCCUUGCGUUCGAAACACGGGCAGGCGAAAGAUCGAACUUGAGCUCUAUAGUACGAAAGAUAUACUCCGAGCACGCCGCACCGACGAGUCACAACCCAACCAAUGCACUCACCGCAUCCGCAACCCAAGCAGUUGAGACACUCACACCGCAAACAGGCCUGAGUAACUUCUUCCGUGGCUUCACGCCCACACUACUCGGCAUGGUUCCUUACGCCGGUGCUUCGUUCCUCGCACACGAUACCAUGAGCGAUAUUAUGCGCUGGCCGCUUCUCGCGCCUUACACCGUUCUGCCAAACACUGGCCGUGAAGAGACAUCCACUACGAGCCAGAAGCCUGCACAGCUGCGCUACUGGGCUGAGCUGAGCACCGGCGGUAUUGCAGGAUUCGUCUCGCAGACAGUAUCAUACCCGCUCGAGGUGAUAAGGCGACGAAUGCAAGUCGGCGGUGUAGUGGGUGACGGGCACCGGCUGAGCAUCGCGGAAGUCGCGAAGAGAAUAUACGUUGAGAGGGGUUGGAGGGGAUACUUUGUGGGCUUGACGAUAGGAUACGUCAAGGUUGUGCCCAUGGUUGCGACCAGCUUCUUUGUCUACGAGAGGGGCAAGUACUAUCUUGGAAUAUGAAUGGCAACGAGGGAAUCUGGUUGGUGUUCCCUACAACGGCGUUCUGGGAGUUGCAUGAGGGACACUGAGCAGGAUGUGUCCUGCAUAUACCUGUUAGCUGUCACAUAAGUUUGGCCUUGUACAAAGACGGCUGCAUCAGCAAGUGCGUUUGGUGGGUCAUUGAUAUCUCUUCUCAAUGGAAUCAGUCAGAGCCGCCUACUCGUUUCUGCUUCCUACAACGACU
This is a messenger RNA of Macroventuria anomochaeta, 1600 nucleotides long. RefSeq names its product mitochondrial carrier. Gene Ontology annotation, biological process: transmembrane transport. Lineage: Eukaryota; Fungi; Ascomycota; Dothideomycetes; Pleosporales; Didymellaceae. The coding region runs from base 151 to 1377 and encodes 408 amino acids. The transcript has a single exon. The record is from RefSeq and is a predicted model, not a curated record.